AUGUAUCCCGUAUCACGCCGGGCGGACACAUUAGUCUCGUCUGCUCGUGCUGAUGAGUUACAGUGGGGUUCACGUGGCGGGUCCCGGCGGCGUUCGUCGCAGACGGCGCCCGCGACAGCCGCUCUUCUUGCUACCUUCGAUACUAGUGUACAACAGAUACGAGACUGGGUGUCAGCUGAGGUUGAAAUGUUGAGGGCACAAGCUGUGGUGGUCGGCGACGUCGACGAGAUACUGUCGCAGCUUGACAAGCAAAAGGGUGUGUUGCGUGAGUUGGAACAGAAGAAACCUCAACUGGACGAGCUGCUACAUACGGCUGAGAGUCUCAAGGGUACAGAAAACAGACAGCAGCUACAUGGAAAAGAAUCCCACCAAACGUUUGGGAAACAGUCGUGCCGGGGUCAGCGGCCUCAAAUGGCCACGUUUGAAUCCCGUUCGGAUCAAAUUAUAUUUGUAAUUUGA
This is a messenger RNA of Pieris macdunnoughi, 459 nucleotides long. The record is from the annotation of a GenBank genome assembly. NCBI's taxonomy places the organism in Eukaryota, Metazoa, Arthropoda, Insecta, Lepidoptera, Pieridae.